UGCAGAGCUGUGCCAUUUGAAUUCAAGCACACACACACACACACAGCCACGCACUGUGCUCUCCAUUUCUGGCUUGCCUCCCAGCACAGAGAGUUGAGCUAGAGCUCGGGUUCACUUUUUUCUUCUCACUCUCCUCCCAGCAGCGACAGCUUCUCCAGGCUCUGCUAGUCGGGACUCCCAAGCAAGCAUGACGGACACCCCUUUGCAAAUCAUUGAGCAGCCUGCUCCUUCCGAGACCUCUGAGGAGCAAGCGGCCGAGGAGCCGAUUAAAUCAGAUCAGAUCAAUGGCGUGAUGGUGCUCACCCUUCUGGACAAGAUCAUCGGGGCGGUGGAUCAGAUCCAGCUGACCCAGACGCAGCUGGAGGAGAGGCAACAAGAGAUGGAUAGUGCAGUGGCCAGCAUCCAGGGGGAACUGACCAAGCUCACUAAAGCACACACCACCACCAGCAACACCGUGAACAAGAUGCUGGAGAAAGUACGCAAGGUGAGCGUCAACGUGAAAACCGUCCGGCAGAACCUGGAGAAGCAGGCCGGACAGAUCAAGAAGCUGGAGGUCAACGAGGCGGAGCUGUUGAAGCGAAGGAACUUCAAAGUCAUGAUCUACCAGGAUGAAGUGAAGCUCCCGGCCAAGCUGAGCAUCAGCAAGUCUUUGAAGGAGACAGAGAAGGAAGAGAAGGAAGAGGAGGGGGCAGAGGUGCCCGCGGAUGAGGACCAUGCGGACGAGGACCGCAUCCAGCUCUCCUCAGAUGAGGAGGUGGAGGUUGAAGAGAUCAUCGAGGAGUCCCGGGCAGAGCGGAUUAAGAGAAGUGGCAUGAAGAGGGUGGAUGACUUCAAGAAGGCUUUCUCCAAGGAGAAGAUGGAGAAGACCAAGCUAAAGACCAAGGAGAAUUUGGAGAAGACCAAACACAACUUGGAGAAGACUCGGCACAACCUGGAGAAGAGGAUGAACAAGCUGGGCACCAAGAUCGUAACCACUGAGAGGAGGGAGAAGAUGAAAACCUCUCGGGACAAGCUGAAGAAAUCCUUCACUCCCGACCACCCCGUCUACGCCAGGUCCAAGACAGCAGUCUACAAGGUGCCACCCUUCACCUUCUACGUCAAGAAGAUCAGAGAGGGCGAGGUGGAGGUGAAAGCCACGGAGAUGGUGGAGGUGGGAGGAGAAGAGGCCGAGAACACGGAGCUGCUGAGAGAGGAGAGCCCUGAGAUGCACACGCUGCUGGAGAUCACGGAGGAGUCAGAUGCAGUGCUGGUGGACAAGAGCGACAGUGAGUAGGACGGGCAGUGGCACACGAUGGACGGCUGAACAUGUAACUUUUCACACUGCAAGAUCUCUCUUUGCCCCACGCGUCCCGGGUAAUGUGUACCCGAUGUAUCAUUAUUCCUCUGGACGUCCAAGCCGAUCCCCCGCCGUCCCGGACGAGGUGUCGUUUAUAUUUUAGUUUUAGCACACAGAGGAGUUAGGAAUACAGAAUGGUUUUUCAUUGUGGAGACCAUUCCUGCUAGUGGCGCUGUGAGAGCUUGCUAGCCACCAGGGACCCAGCUGGGACCGUGCUAAAACCAAGAUAACUUCUGUACACCUGGGAAGAUCCCUCUUUGCGCUCUCUGAGACCUGAUGUUUAGAACGCUUUCUGCCUGGCAAACUGUCCAGCGCUGGAGAUCCCCCAGUCCAUUUGUCAGCCCGAGCAGCCAUCCGCACAGGCAGAUGGAAGGGAAUGCAGGAGCCCAGCUGGCUAGUAGCAGCAGAGAGACAUUUCCCACCCCUGCCCGUACGCCAGCUCCUGGGGCCAUGUGGUCUGGAAGAUCUCCAGUGGAAGGUGGAUCUCUGACAUGUCUUAGCAUGUGGUGAGGGAAGGGUUAAGCCAAUCCCACUGGUGGGCAGAGCACAUGUGAGGAUGGGCAAUGCCAUGUCAGACUGGGAGGGGCUCCCUGACACUUCCUGACCCCAGAGGGCUGAAACAGCUAACGGGCCAGUUCUGGGGAAGCCAGCAUUGUGCACCUCUUGGCUACCAUGGGCACCACAUUACCUGGGUGGCAGCGAGAUCCCCUGGCAAUGCGGGUAUCCUACACACACACACAGGACCCUGCCACUGCUGCCAGUUACACCAUGGCCACUCCAGGCCUUCCUGGGACUGCCCCAGAGUCAUGGAGAGCUCAUGUGCCGCACGCUCGUGUGUGUGUCUGCAGUGCCUGGAGCGGUAACCGUCUGCCUGCUGGAGCCCAGAACCACUUUGCUCCAGCGGGCUCAUGGUCACCUGCAGGGAGCUGCGUGGAGUCAGGUGUCCCACCCCGUCACCAGAGAGCGAGCCCCGUACCAUGUGGCAUCAGCAGGCCAGGAGGUGCACGCUCGCUGGCCGGGGGACGGUGCAGGCUGGGAAUAGGGCCCAGCAGGUUGUGAGGUGCACGCUCACAGGGGUGCAUGCAGGGGUGCUGGAGAGCCCAGCAGACCGGGAGGUGCAUGCUCACGGGGGUGCAGGCUGGGGGCACUGGAGGGCCCAGCAGGCCAGGAGGUGCACGCUCACUGGCUGGGAGAGGGUGCAGGUGGGGGGUGCUGUAGGGCCCAGCAGGCCAGGAGGUGCACGCUCGCUGGCCGGAGGAGGGUGCAGGGUGCUGGAAGGCCGCUGUGACUCAUUUCCAGGAGGGCUAGAGGAUGUACUGAUGCCACAGAAAGGGGACAGAGCGAGGACGGCGCCUGGCCAGCCAGACAGCAGUCCUGACACGGGUCUGUGGGCCCGAUCUUGAACAGCUGAGUCUCUCCAGAGAGUCCCGGCACGGCGCAGGCUAGGGCCCUGCACAUCCCCCCAGGCUCCCCGCUUGCUGCCAUUCUCGCUUUCCUAGCUGGUGUCAGAUGCCCGGCACAGUUCUAGGAUGGGGCACUGCUGCUUGAGCGCCAGCUUUCCUAUCCGCAUGCACGGCCGCUGCUUAGCAGGCUCCCAGCAGGACGGAGCAAGGACCGCAUGUGCUGGGACACAGAGUGUCUACCUCCUGGCCAGCUGAGGUCAGCUUUGGGGCUGGCAAUUCCCAACCCCAACCCCUUUGCAGCCCCCAGCUGGCAGGGGACACGGGGAGGUUUGGCUUGUGUUCAUCCUUCCCUUAGUUCCUACUCGCUGGGCACAGCCCAGCCCCUGGCACCUGCGGCCGCCGUCCUGACUGCCAUGUGACACACGGGAGAAUGGAGGUUUGUUGUUAAUGUAGCCACAAUAUAUAAACAUGCUUCUUUGUUAAGAGCAUUUUCUUUCUUAUUGCCCGUCCCACUCCCACCCCCAGGGUCCUUCCCCUGCAGCAGAGCUCCCGGCCUGCCCAGGCCAAAGUGGGCACGGCCCCAGCGCCUGGGCUCUGUGCCAAGCUCCCUGGUGGGUUCUCUCUAAGCAGCGAGGAGACGUCACCGGACCCCUGUGCUGCCCCCAGGGAUAGGCAGGAAGAGAUGGGGUUGGAUGGCCUUUUGCCAUGCUCUGCCCUUCCCUGCCAACCCCACGAUGGCACCACCACCGUGGGGGGAUGCCAGGCCCCAGGCAGUGGCGGUCCCUGGGGGGCAGGGGAGUCUUGCUUGCCUUCGGUUGGGAUCUGUGCUCACUGUUCGCCCCGGGCACCCCGCACAGCAGGCGGAGAAACCAGAUGUUCUGCAGCUCCCCAGCCCUGGGCAGGCCGAGCCCUCACUCCUCCCCCUAGGGCCAUUCCCUCAGCAUGUGCGUGGGGACCUAGUGCCUGGCUGCGCCCCGCACUCCCCUGCGCCCCCCGUGCAGCCCAUCCCGUGGCAGGGGAGGUGCUGGCUGGCGGAGGAGUGGGCAGGGCAGGGGGCUGAUCACAUUCUGUCUGUUUCCAGGGGCCCGUCUAUUGUUUUUUACAGAUCUAUUUUUCUUACACAGAAGCAGUAGCUCAGAGUAAGCGACUCCCAGGGCAUGGGCGGGCACUUGGCUCGAGCAGCCCCAGGCCACCAGGGUUUGGUGCCAUACUAAGCAUCUCUGACCUCGGAGAGAAGGAGCAGAGCGUGUCCACGGGGCAGAGAGCGAGUCCUGGGCCCUGCUGUGCCCAAGGUGACGAGCUGGGGGCCAUGGGAGCUGGGUGGAGCUUUAUCCAUUUUCUAUGACUGCAUCCUGGUGAGCAGCCCGACCAAUAAAGUUUCUUUUCUAAAA
This is a messenger RNA of Gopherus flavomarginatus (Mexican gopher tortoise), 4130 nucleotides long. It is a transcript of the gene CAVIN1, whose product is annotated as caveolae associated protein 1. The record is from RefSeq and is a predicted model, not a curated record. The transcript is spliced from 3 exons. The coding region runs from base 188 to 1273 and encodes 361 amino acids. Lineage: Eukaryota; Metazoa; Chordata; Testudines; Testudinidae. Gene Ontology annotation, biological process: termination of RNA polymerase I transcription; transcription initiation at RNA polymerase I promoter. Gene Ontology annotation, molecular function: rRNA primary transcript binding. Gene Ontology annotation, cellular component: cytoplasm; caveola.